This is a messenger RNA of Mangifera indica (mango), 658 nucleotides long. RefSeq lists its product as uncharacterized. The record is from RefSeq and is a predicted model, not a curated record. The transcript is spliced from 3 exons. Lineage: Eukaryota; Viridiplantae; Streptophyta; Magnoliopsida; Sapindales; Anacardiaceae. The coding region runs from base 122 to 547 and encodes 141 amino acids.
AAAAAAAUUAUCAUAUCAUCAUCCACAUUCUUUAAGAAAACUAGUGGCUCUGGCCAUUCCAGUCCCAUAACCAUAGCCAACUCCAACUCCAGAGAGAAAGCUUGAAGUGUAAUGGUUAUUGAUGAGUUCAAUAGGGCAGAGUAUUUUGAUGGCUUUAACUGUGACAGUCAACAAAUAUGCCUCCUUAAAUGUCCAAGCAAUUCCCAGUAGAAGAGAAUCAACCUCACCUGCAACCUCUUCAAGAAGAACAAAUCCAAAAGCAAAAACACCAGUCAGUGAUAUAGAUAUAGGAAGAAGAGGGAUACUUGUAUCCACUGUAGCAGCUACUCCUCAAGUUAAGGAUUCAACCACUGAGUUUCUCAAAAAAUAUUUGAAGAAAUCGGAGGAAAACAAGGCAAAGAAUGACAAGGAGAGAUUGGACAGCUAUUACAAGCGGAAUUACAAAGAUUACUUUGAAUUUAUAGAAGGGUCUUUGAAAGCCAAGGAGGACCGGCAGCUCUCUGAAUCAGAGAAGGGUAUUCUUGAUUGGCUUAAGACUAACAAAUAAUUAACAUUGUCUUCCAAAUUUUUCUUUAGCUAGUUGUUAUUGCAAAUUUAUAAUAAAUUUAUGCAACUAUGUAUGAAGUUCAUAUAUAUGAGUAAGUAGAAAUUUUAUUUA